Astyanax mexicanus (Mexican tetra) is the source of this 3455-nucleotide messenger RNA. RefSeq lists its product as uncharacterized. The transcript is spliced from 11 exons. NCBI's taxonomy places the organism in Eukaryota, Metazoa, Chordata, Actinopteri, Characiformes, Acestrorhamphidae. The coding region runs from base 60 to 1379 and encodes 439 amino acids. Gene Ontology annotation, cellular component: cytoplasm. Gene Ontology annotation, biological process: small GTPase-mediated signal transduction; protein transport; vesicle-mediated transport. Gene Ontology annotation, molecular function: Rab GDP-dissociation inhibitor activity. The record is from RefSeq and is a predicted model, not a curated record.
AGUCAGACCAGCUGUACCAUCAGUUCCGUCCAUCAGAAACCCAGAGCCGGGGAUACAGGAUGGCAGAGUUUGACGUUGUUGUGGUGGGAACUGGGCUGAAGGAGUGCAUCCUCUCAGGCCUUCUGUCUAUCUGUGGGAAAAAGGUUCUUCACAUUGACCAGAAUCCACAUUAUGGAGGAGAAUGCGCAUCUUUAUCACCCCUGGAAGAGGUGUAUAAGAGGUUUCAUGUGCCGGGGCCUCCUAAAGGAAUGGGGCAGGGCAAAGAAUGGACCAUCGAUCUAGUUCCUAAAUUUAUGAUGUCCAACGGGCAGAUGGUGAAGAUGCUGCUGUAUACGGAGGUGACGCGCUAUAUGGAUUUUAAGGUGGUGGAGGGCAGCUUUGUGUACCAAGCUGGAAAAAUUCACAAGGUUCCAGUUACAGAGGCGGACGCACAAGCUUCAGAUUUGAUGGGUAUGUUUGAUAAGCGGCGUUUCCGGAAGCUUCUACUGUUUGUUCUGAACUUUGAUGAGCACGACCCUCGAACCUUUAUGGACAUGGACCCCAACAGAACCACCAUGAGGGACGUGUUCAAGCACUUCGACCUGGGAACGGACGUGGUGGAGUUUAUCGGACACGCGCUCGCCCUGCAGGAUGGCGACGAAUACCUGGACCAGCCGUGUCUGCAGACGAUAAAGAGGAUUAAGCUUUACUCUGAUUCUCUCGCUCGUUACAACCACAGCCCUUACCUGUAUCCCCUCUUCGGUCUGGGAGAACUUCCACAGGGAUUCGCCAGGUUAAGCGCUAUGAAUGGAUGUACGUAUCUGCAGAACCGGCAGGUGGACGAUAUCAUCAUGGAGAACGGCAGAGUGGUGGGGGUGAAGUCUCAGGGAGAGGGUUUCCGCUGUAAGCAGCUGCUCUGUGAUCCCAGCUUCGCUAUGGGCCGGGUCAGGAAAGUAGGGCGGGUCAUCCGGGUCAUCUGCAUUCUGAACCAUCCAAUCAGAAACACGCAGGACGCCAGAUCCGCCCACAUCAUAAUUCCACACGCACAGGUCCACCGGAAAUCCGAUAUCUAUGUGUGUAUGGUGUCGUAUGGUCAUAACGUGGCUCCAGAAGGGAAGUAUAUAGCCGUGGUGAGCACCAGUGUGGAGACUGGAAACCCAGAGAAGGAGGUGCAGCCGGGACUGGCACUGCUGGAGCCCAUCGCUCAGAAGUUUGUCUCCAUUAGUGACCACAUGGUGCCCAUGGAUGAUGGAAAGCGAAGUCAGAUCUUCGUCUCUCAUUCGUACGACGCUUCCUCGCACUCGGAGGCGGAGUGUGAGGAUAUUAAAGAUCUGUUUCGCCGAAUGACGGGAGCAGAGUUCUGCUUCGAGGACUUUCACAGAGACGGCGAUGAUGAUUAAAAAGAUAAAAAGAUACACAGACAAAACUCUAACUAAAGACAACUCUUAAAAAAGGCCAAUUCACUGACUGUUUCACUCAGGAUAAUUAGCCUGUUAGCAGCUUUAGAGAAAUAUGUGCUCGGUCCAAGUUUUUAAAAGUAUUAAAAACAAGAAACAAAAAAUUGGUCUGCAAUGUAUGGAAGCUCAUUUCCACCACUUAAAACUAAAUUAUGGGUGCUCCAGGACGUCAUAAUUCUUAGCAAGUUAAAUUAUUACAUUUUUAGGAAAUAAAUAUAUAUUACUUUCUCUUUUCUUGUGUUAGUGUAAGACAUUUUGCUUACUUUAGGAACAACAACCAAAUUUAUUAUAUAAAAUCAGGGAUUUUACUUGGGAUUCUUACUAGUCUUACUUUUUGAUUUUGAGGAUUUUGCUAAUCUUAGGAAAUUUUACUUAGAAAAAAAUAGCUGACCCCAUUAGCAGAUUGGUUUGUUUAAUAUAAACAUAAAGGUCUCAAUAAUGACCUAAACUAGACAAAAAAUAGACAGAAUAUAUGGAAAUUAAGACGUUUAUAUUUGUAUUAAGCAAGAAAACUGCCAACAGGGUAAGAUAAGAAGUAAGGUAAGACUUAAAUCAAGUAAAUAUCACAGAUUCUUUGGAUUAAAUUUGGAUACAAGAGUCAGCAUAAGUUGAGCAAUUACUUUUUUGGGCUUAUUUUGAGGCAAUUUACUUCAAAUAAGGUGCUCACCAUCAGCAGCCGGAGUCCGAGAGAGCACAAUUGUCCAUGCUCUCUCUCUCUGCAUCACAUCCAAGGUGAUUUCGGUCAACACAGGCUUCUGUUAGCUGAUGUGUCAGAUGUGGGUCGCUGCGCUUUCCUCCAAAAAGAGGCGGAGUCUGAUUUAACGAGUAUCGGAGGAGGCAUGUUCUGGUCUUCACCCUCCCAGUGUUUUGAUCAUUACUAAGGAUAAGGGAGUCCUUAUGUUUGGGUGGGGUAAUCGGCCUUCAAAUUUGGGGAGAAAAUGGAAUAAAAGUAUAAAAUUAAAUAAAGUUAUAUAAAAUAAGCAAAAUAAUCUUACACGUACACAAUAUUUAGUAAGACCAAGAUAUAAGGCAUUGCCUUGAAAUAAGAGAAUUUUACUUGCUAAAAUGUUUGUUUUAGUACAUUUAAAUUUUGUUUAAGUACAUUUAAAACCCAGACUCACACUGAUAGAGCAGUAGCUGAGCGGUAGAGUGGCCUAUAGUCAAGCUGACUGACCAGAUUAACGUUUUUUUAAAGCUUUUUUAAAAAUCAUUUUGCCAUCUUUGACCAUUUUUGCAAGGUCCAUCUCAAAAAAAUUUAUUCUUUAUUUUCCCAAACUGUGUCUAAAUAAUUGCAUGAUCUGUAAAAGCUGUAAUAAAGUAUCUGAAGAGUAUUUAUGGUAUAUAAUAAUAAUAAUUCAGUGUUUUACUCUGUAUUGAUUUAAGGCCCCCAGUUUAAAUCUUGAGAAGGACAGAAGGGAAAUAAGAUAGGGAGGGAGAGAUGGAGAACAGAGAGAAACAGAUAGAGGGAGAGAGUGAGAGAGAGAGAGAGAGAGAGAAAAAGAGAAGAGUUGAGUCAGAGGUUAAUGAGGCUUUACCUACAGUGAAUUUGGGACACUGGCCGCUACUUUAACUACAGGAUUACAGACACUUUAGUGAGUGAACUGAGAACUUAGAGUCUGGAUAUAUAUCCCAAUACAGGGGUAUACGAUUCAAUAUAUCACAAUAUAUUGUGAUCCUGUAACCAUGGUGAUAUAUUGUUUAAAGUGAAAUUUAGUAUAAAAACACUAUCACACUUAUAAAAUCUGAACAAAAGAAAAGUUUUCUUUAUGCAGUCAUAGCCAUGGGAUCUAAUGAAAAGUGGGCAGGGUUUACGCACAAUACUAAAUUAACCACUUCUGACACCAAUCUUUAUAUAUAAACUAUUGUAAUAAUUAAAAAUUAUUGUAAUUUUUUAUUUAUUUGUAUAUCUCUUCCCCCUCCACUAUUUUUGUUUGUCUUGUCUGUGCGAGUGUAUGUAUGUAUGUAUUUUGGUUGCAUACCUUAAUCCAAUAAAUAAAACAAUAAGAAAUGUGCAUUUUA